GGAGAUUGAUAAAGAGAAAACGAGCGUAAUAUUGAAAUAACUACAUGCAAUAUGUAGGAGUUGUUAUUAUUAAGGAAACAUGUAGUUGCCCAAAAAUAAUUAGUAGAGAAUGCUUAUUACUAUUGGUAUUCAUAUUAUCUCGCUCAUUCAUGUACUCCUCCGUCUCAGUUGGAGAUUUGCUGAACAUUUUGUCAUUCAUUUCGUUCCAACAUAUGUCACCUCCAUUCCAUUCAACAAAAUUCUACUAACGAACUACGUAUACAAGCACUACACAACUAUCUAUCAAAUACUCUUUCAAAAACCUCAUAACACAUCGCCUCAUCGUUUCGUCCUCUUUUCGUUGUGUUCUGCUGUCAACACCUACCAACCAGACCCAACUGCACCGUCGAACUCCCUACCACCAUUGGGUUGUUUAAUUAAUUUUUGAAGGAAGAAGCCAUUCCAGUACGUUUUUGGUGCUAUUUAACGUUUUAAUAGAAUUUGUUUCUUAAGGACAUUUAUUUUGGUGCUCUUUUGAGCCGUUCUUCGCUCGUUUUGGUUGCAACAUGAAAACAGACUUUCAAUUUUCAAAUUUCUUGGGUACUGUUUAUACCAAGGGAAAUUUGGUAUUUACUCCAGAUGGAUUCACUGUUUUAAGUCCGGUUGGCAAUCGGGUCACGGCUUUUAACCUGAAGGAUAACAAAUCGUUUACCUUCCCAUUUGAAAACAGAAAAAAUAUCACCCAGAUUGCACUCUCACCUCAAGCUACGCUUAUGAUGACUGUAGACGAAGAUGGAAGAGCUAUCUUGUCAAAUUUUGUGCGCAGAAAUGCUUUGUAUUACUUUAACUUCAAGUCUCCCGUUCGUGCAAUUGAAUUCGCUCCUAACGGACGCUAUUUCGCAGUUGCUAUAGGAAAGCUUGUGCAGGUCUGGAGAACUCCUAAUGCUUCAGACGAUCUGGAGUUUGCACCGUUUGUCAAACACCGUGAGUAUACGGGACAUUUUGACGAUAUCACCUCUCUCGGUUGGUCCGCCGAUUCUCGGUUUUUCCUUUCUACUUCAAAGGACUUAACGGUUCGUUUACACUCGGUGGACCCUGUUGAAGGAUUCCACCCAUGUGCUCUUACUGGUCACAAAAACACGGUUGUUCGGGCUUUCUUCUCUCAAGACCAACAAACAAUUUACUCUGUUAGUAAGGAUGGUGCUUGCUUCCGCUGGAAUUAUUCACCACUCUUUCAGGCAGGUGAAGUAAUUGACGAAGAAGCUGAGGGUAUUGAAAACCGUACUCACAUUUGGAUGAUUAAAGACCGGCAUUAUUUCAUGCAACAAAACUCCUUCUUACGCUCUGCCGCUUUUCAUCCUGCAACAAACUUGCUUGUGGUUGGCUUCAGCAAUGGCUUAUUCAGUUUGUAUGAGAUGCCUUCCUUUAAUAUGCUUUAUCAACUCAGUGUUGCACAGAGCAGUAUUGACACUAUCAGCAUUGACAAACGUGGUGAAUGGAUAGCUAUUGGUUCCAGUAAACUUGGCCAGCUUCUUGUUUGGGAAUGGCAAUCUGAAUCCUAUAUCCUUAAGCAACAAGCACAUUAUGAUGUCCUCAGCAGUUUGGCCUAUUCUCCGGAUGGUCAACGUGUCGUUACCAGUGCAGACGAUGGAAAAUUGAAGCUUUGGGAUCUUCACUCUGGUUUCUCCAUCGUUACCUUUACUCAGCAUACCGCUGCUGUUACCGGUAUCUGUUUCGCAAAACGUGGUAAUGUACUGUUCUCAAGUUCUCUGGACGGAUCCGUUCGUGCUUGGGAUCUCAUUCGUUAUCGUAACUUCCGCACCUUUACUGCUCCGUCCCGCGUUCAGUUUUCCUGUGUGGCUGUCGAUCCUGCUGGUGAAAUUGUUUGUGCCGGAAGUCAGGACACUUUCGAGAUUUACAUGUGGUCAGUACAAACGGGUCAGCUUCUUGAACGUUUAGCUGGACACCAGGGCCCAAUCAGUACACUUUCUUUCUCAAACGACUCGGGCGUUCUUGCCAGUGGCAGUUGGGACAAAACUGUUCGUGUUUGGGAUAUCUUCAAACGAAGCGGCAUUGUGGAACCUUUGCCCAUGCCUUCUGAUGUACUAUCUAUUGCAUUCCGUCCUGAUGGUAAAGAGCUUUGCGUUGCAACACUCGACGGCCAACUUAGUUUCUGGGACGUAGAUAAUGCUCGCCAACUUUCCUUGAUUGAUGGACGGAAAGAUUUGUCUGGCGGUCGGAAAGCGAAUGAUGCACGGAGUGCUGAGAAUUCCACCUCUAACAAAACGUUCACUUCUAUUUGCUAUACUGCUGAUGGUUCCUGUGUGCUUACGGCCGGAACAAGCAAGUACAUCUGCUUGUACGAUGUUGCUACCAGUAUUUUGGUGAAGAAGUUUCAAAUUUCUAAGAAUGAGUCUCUUGAUGGCGUUAAGGAGAUGCUUAACAGUAAAGACAUGACGGAGGCUGGCCCAAUGAGUCUGAUUGACACUCAAGGUGAGGCUUCUGAUCUUGAAGACAGAAUUGACAACUCCCUGCCGGGUGCUACGAGAGGCGAUUUAUCAUCUCGUCGUGUGCGGCCCGAGGCAAUGUGUAGAUGCAUCCAGUUUUCACCUGGUGGAGAAUCGUUUGCUGCUGCUUCCACUGAGGGAUUGGUUGUUUACUCGUUGAACAACGCACUGGUGUUCGAUCCCUUUAAUUUGGAUAUUGAUAUUACUCCAGAGACAAUCGCUGCAGCAUCUGCGGAAGGUGAGCACCUUCUUGCAUUGGUGAUGGCUUUGCGUUUGAAUGAACACAACGUCGUCAUGAAGGUUUAUGAAUCAAUUCCCAUUGAGGAUAUUGAGCAUGUUGCUAGAGAGCUUCCUGUCAUGUACCUCAAGCAGUUCAUCAAUUACAUUUCCGAAUUUUCACACGAGACACCCCAUAUUGAGUAUCACCUUCGGUGGUUGAAAGCUUUACUCGCUCAUCAUGGACCACUGCUUAAAAUGAGAAGCUUCGAGUACAGUGGGCAACUUACUAGCGUUCGAAAGAAUCUUGUGCUGUUUGGAAAAAAGAUUGAACAACUUGCUCGAAAAAACGAGUAUCAAUUGGAUUUUGUUCUCGAUAAAAUGACAGCUGCUCAAGCCGACGGAAUCAAUUCUGAUGAAAUGGCUGUUGAUGCUGCUUAACCAGGGAGUUAUAUACGCUCUUUGUUUUAAAAAGCCAAAGUAUAGAAAAAUGGCUAGGAUCUGUUAUUGAUCUGGUUUUCAAAAGUGGGUUUGUGGUUCAGUUUGUUUUUUUAAGGGUAGUAAAAUACACGGUUUUAAGACCUUUCAGCUGGAUUAAGCGUUGAGUUGUAUUCCUCGUGUCUAGCAGAGCAGGAAUUUUAUGGAGACAGACAGGAUAGAACAAUGUAUGAUCUGAAGGUACCAAUAACUGACGUAUAUCGUAACUCUUAAGAGAGAAUUCGAAAUGAAUGCCUGUGUCUCCAUAUGAAACGCAGUGUUCAUUACACUCGGAUCCAGCUGGAAAAAAUCCAACUGUUCAUACACUAAGGGACUUAGUAAGAGCCGAGUACCCUAACGCUUCUAUCUCCUUUAGAACUGAAUAAUUAAGCGAAUUAAGGGUCAUGACUAUAAUGCCUUCGGGGUGCUUUACCAAGGUAAUAAAUACCAAGUGAAAUAGAAAUUUGCAGACCCUUUACAUAACAAAUGAACCAGCAUCGCAAAAAUGAUUUUGUUUAGUCACUUGGAAUCUUUGAACAUAUACUGAAAAGAUACACCCAGCUUGGAACUCACUGCUAAUACAAUCGCUCCCAAGCAUUAGUGAUACCUUUUUAUAUCUUCAUUCCGAUAAGCAUGCGCAUCACCCUUUAACAUUUAAGAAGUACAUUUACAGCAAUUUAUGUUUCAAAUGGUUCAAUUCGUGAACGAAUCCGUUUUAUAAAAUGAUUUGAUAAGUUGACAAACAAUCAGCUUUCUCGAUAUCUCUCCUUCCAAAGUUUUAUCUUUUCCCGUAUUUGCGAUGUUUCAGGAGUUGUAUUUAUACCCUUAAAAAUUAAGGUUACAGGCGCAUAACCGAUAAGAAAUUCAAAUGCCGACACUGUCCGCAAUUGCGCUUCCCCUCUUUAAUGGGACCAAUAAGCACAGAUAAAUUCCAUGCCUAAAUUCUUGCACUAGCCCAUUCCGUUAUAAAUGGACAUCACAAUUAUACAACCAAAAAUACCUUUUACUAGCUGUAUGCGUUAUCAUCGUCAGUGUCCCACUUUCACGUGAUCACUUCAAUUGUAAACGUGCAAGCACGUGCGGAAUAUGAUGUAAUAAUUACAUCAUUAGGUAGCAAAAUUUGGCGGUGGAAAUAUACGCGUCUUCCAGCGACCGGC
This is a messenger RNA of Schizosaccharomyces japonicus yFS275, 4336 nucleotides long. Its product is annotated as U3 snoRNP-associated protein Utp1. The record is from RefSeq and is a predicted model, not a curated record. Bases 546 to 3143 code for a protein of 865 amino acids. Gene Ontology annotation, biological process: establishment of cell polarity; maturation of SSU-rRNA from tricistronic rRNA transcript (SSU-rRNA, 5.8S rRNA, LSU-rRNA); endonucleolytic cleavage to generate mature 5'-end of SSU-rRNA from (SSU-rRNA, 5.8S rRNA, LSU-rRNA). The transcript is spliced from 2 exons. Gene Ontology annotation, cellular component: cytoplasm; 90S preribosome; nucleolus. Lineage: Eukaryota; Fungi; Ascomycota; Schizosaccharomycetes; Schizosaccharomycetales; Schizosaccharomycetaceae.